This is a messenger RNA of Triticum aestivum (bread wheat), 775 nucleotides long. RefSeq names its product cortical cell-delineating protein. The record is from RefSeq and is a predicted model, not a curated record. The coding region runs from base 71 to 502 and encodes 143 amino acids. The transcript has a single exon. Lineage: Eukaryota; Viridiplantae; Streptophyta; Magnoliopsida; Poales; Poaceae.
GCAAAGCCCACCUAGCGCUCAGCCACAAGCCAGUACACUCUAGCUAGCUACUAGCGUUAUCCACAUAGCAAUGGCGCUCUCCAAGCUCGCCCUCUUCAUCGCCAUGAACCUGGCCCUCCUCGUGGCCGUGCAUGGCUGCGGGUCGUGCGGCAACACACCGCCCGUCCCAGUCCCAAGCCCACCGAUCGCCGUGCCCCCACCAGCUCCCGUGCCGUCUCCGCCUUCACCCGGCGGUGCGGGCGGCACCUGCUCAAUCGACACGCUCAAGCUGAAGGUAUGCGCCAAUGUGCUGAACCUGCUGAAGCUCAACCUCGGCGUGCCGACGAACGAGCAGUGCUGCCCGCUUUUGAGCAGCCUCGCCGACCUAGACGCUGCCGUGUGCCUCUGCACCGCCAUCAAGGCCAACGUCCUCGGCAUCAAGCUAAACGUGCCGGUCGACCUCGUGCUCCUCCUCAACCAGUGCGGCAAGACCUGCCCCGCCGACUUCACCUGCCCCAGCUGAUCCAUAUAUAUCACAAACCAUGCAUGUUAGACCUGCAUCGUCGUCAUCGUCGUAGUCAUAAUUAUCAUAUUUUCUGGUAUACGCAUGCACACCUAUAUAUUUUCUGCUUUUCCAGUUCAUGUGUAUGUCAGUCGCGUGGAUGAUGGGCUCCCUCGCUCGUGCAUGCAUGCUUAAGUUACUCAUCUCCCGUUAUGGUAUCUAAAUGCAUGAUUCAAGUAUUUGUAAAAGAAUAUAUGUACGUGGAAUAAAAAGUUUGUUCAGGUUGUGUUUUUA